Messenger RNA from Paramuricea clavata, 303 nucleotides. The record is from the annotation of a GenBank genome assembly. NCBI's taxonomy places the organism in Eukaryota, Metazoa, Cnidaria, Anthozoa, Malacalcyonacea, Plexauridae.
AUGGCUUCUGAGGUUCAACAUGUGAUUGAGGAACAGAUAGACAAAAUGGGGAUGUAUUCAAUGGUCAUCGAUGAGUGCAAAGAUCAUGUGGGGCAUGAAGAGCUAUCGACUUGUUUUAGGUUUGUAAAUGACGAAGGACGAUAUUAUGAUCUUGUUAAACUUAAAGAGACUGAUGCCGAAACCAUUUUGAAUGAAGGAGUUUUGCCAACAAGUAAAAAACUGAGCUUGUUCGCCACUCUGCUUGCACUUUGGAGCAGAUGGCACAUCUGUUAUGAGCGGAUGUUACGAAGGUCUUGCUGCUAA